CUUCCUUCUCGAUUCUUUUCUCAUCUCUAUCUCUUGAUUCUUUGUGGAUUGUUGACUGGGUUAUAUCAUUUGGUAUCAGAGCUCACGACCUCCGACCUGUGGCUACGACGAUUAGUGAGUUCUUCUUCUCUAUUUCUCUCUCCUUCCCCAAUUUCUUUUCUAAACCCUAAUUCUCUAUCUCUUCAGUUCUUAUUUCUCCUUCUUGAUCAGAUUCCAAAUUUAUUUUUCAUAUGCAAAAUUUCAAAAAAAAUAAAUAUAUAUAUAGAACACAAUUUCUUAAUUCAUCUCAUUGAUUUCCUUGUGGAAAAACCUAGUUCUCCCAUUUCCAAAUUUCUUGUCCAGUAUGAAAAUGGUGGAAUUUACAUGCAAAACAGGAUACAAUGGCCUUCUUGGUAUGAUUUUUGCCAAGAUUUAUAUGCAAGAUUUGUUGUGGGUGUUUAUGGCUGUGAUGUGAAUUUUGUUGAUUUCAAAAUGAUGAUGAAAAUGGUGAAACAAGAAGGCUCGAUUGAGGAGUACAUUGAGAUAUUUGAUUAUUGGGUUAAUAUGACAUAUUUGUUAGUGUUAAGAAGUGACAUGCUGGAUUUCUUUCUCAAUGGGUUGAAAGAUGAUCUUAAAAUUCUGUUGGUUUUAAAAUGUCCUCAAACACUUCAAGCUACUUAUAUGUGUGCUGAAUUUGAAGAGAUUUCCCCUAAGUACUUCAAGCAUAGCUCUGUUUCUUUCAAUGGUCUUACCAUCCAAGAUGGACUUUAUAAGACAAAACUCCUAUUGACUGAAGAACCUAAUGCUAAUGACCAGGAUAUGCAACAGAAGAAAGUGUGUAAUGAAGUUGAUUUAGUUGAUGAGCAAAUGACUCCAAGGCUACACACAGAAACUAUUGAAUUGGAGGUCGAAAAGUUUUAUUUCUCAAGUUUUGAUGUCCAUGAGACAGUACUUGAAGGUGAGCAAAUAAGAGUGCAAGGCAAGAAAGUGGAUAAGGGUGUUAGUCUACAAGCUAAAUUGGUGGACAGAGGCAUUCACUAGAAUUUCAAGAAGAGAAAAAGGAAAAUGAUUUACAAGGUGCUUGUAGUGACUAUUAAUUGGAAAGGAAUGUGUGAUGAUACUUAAAAGCAAAAUUUUGUGUUUGUUGUGAAUUUUCUAAGAAAAAUACCAAUAUAUG
Messenger RNA from Rubroshorea leprosula, 1156 nucleotides. The record is from the annotation of a GenBank genome assembly. Lineage: Eukaryota; Viridiplantae; Streptophyta; Magnoliopsida; Malvales; Dipterocarpaceae.